Molecule: messenger RNA, 3331 nt
Organism: Hyposmocoma kahamanoa
Lineage: Eukaryota; Metazoa; Arthropoda; Insecta; Lepidoptera; Cosmopterigidae
Gene: Sac1
Product: phosphatidylinositide phosphatase SAC1
Exons: 14
Coding region: 1-1797 (598 amino acids)
Biological process (GO): phosphatidylinositol dephosphorylation
Cellular component (GO): endoplasmic reticulum
Molecular function (GO): phosphatidylinositol-4-phosphate phosphatase activity
Source: RefSeq, a predicted model, not a curated record
AUGGCAGAUCAAGUGAAUAUUCACGAUGACAUCAAACUAUAUACAACAGCAGAAAAAUUCUAUUUGGAGCCAACAAUCAAUCCUAAAGAAAUUAUGGUGAUUGAUAGAGUUUCUGGAGUGGCAUAUGUUGAGGGUGUGGAGAAAGUGAAAAUUCCAAUACCUCCAAAUGCAUACAAGCCUGUAUGUGGCUUCCUUGGAUCCAUCAAGCUCAUUUCCGGUUAUUACCUCAUUGUGGCCAAGUACAGAAUUGUGGUUGGCAGAGUGAAUAACCAUGACAUCUACAAGUUAGCAGGUGUAGAUAUCAUCCCAUAUGUGAGGACCACCUCACACCUUACUAGCCAACAGAUCGAAGAUAACAGCACAUACGAGCGCAUGCUUCGAUACGCGUUGAACGCUCCUGGUAUAUACUUCUCGUACGGCUACGAUUUGACGCACUCGUUGCAGCGCUUGCACUCAGUGACUGCUGAUUUUCACAAGCUGUCGCUAGCAUGCCGUGCAGACCCUCGCUUCCUCUGGAACGGAUUUCUGUUGAAAGACUUCAUGGACCCCAUGUUUGGGAAAUUCGCGUUGCCACUCAUACAAGGAUUCGUUGCCGUGAACAAGCUAACGAUCAAGAAGCAUCAGCUGACGUGGUCUCUGAUUUCCCGGAGAUGCGUCGAACGUGCCGGAACGAGGUUCUUCAUGCGCGGCGCCGACGUCGAGGGCAAUGUAGCAAACUUCGUAGAAACAGAACAAAUACUAGAAUUCGGCGGCACGAAAACAUCGUUCUUGCAAACGCGCGGCUCCAUACCGCUGUUCUGGACGCAGUACCCCAACUUGAAGUAUAAGCCCGCGAUGACUCUGUCGCACGAGGACCACGUCUCGGCUUAUACGAAACAUUUGAGGGACCAGCACCAGCGGUAUGGAUCGCAGGUGCUUGUCAAUUUGAUCGACCAGCGCGGCAAAGAAGAGUCUCUUGAGCGCGGCUACCGUGCGGCAGUAGCGGCUGCCGCCCUACCUGGCGUUCGAUACGAGCCUUUCGACUUCCACGCGGAGUGCCGUGGUAUGAGAUACGACAGACUCAAUGUGCUCAUUGACCGGAUCUCACACGAGCAGGAAGAAUUCAGCUACUUCAUGUCUCGAGGUGGUCACGUGCUUCUAAACCAGAAUGGAGCAUUUCGGACCAACUGCGUGGACUGUUUGGACCGCACCAACGUAGUCCAAAGUUUACUCGCUAAAAGGCAGCUGGAGACAUCGCUGCAGAUGCUAGAAGUCAAGUUGAGGAAUGAACAGCUGCCUGCUUGGAUUGUGAAAUUGUUUAAUAAUGUGUGGGCCGACCACGCGGACAUGAUCUCCAUACAGUACUCCGGCACGGGGGCCCUCAAGACGGACUUCACUCGCACUGGCAAGCGCACGCGCAUCGGUCUCAUCAACGACGGGAUCAACUCGCUCACCAGAUACUAUAAGAACAAUUUCAGUGACGGCUGGAGACAGGAUUCAAUGGACUUGUUAUUGGGCAAGUACAAGGUCCAAGAUGGCGAAGGUUGUUCGGUGCGCUGCCCGCUGCGGCUGCAACGGAACUGGCGGUACUAUACGUUCCCAUCGGUGCUGCUGUUCGCGAUGUCAAUGUUCUGCGCGAGCGCAAUAUUGCCAAAGGAGUACAACACCAAGGCGCUGUCCUAUAUCAUGAUGUGGGGCGCCUGUAUGGGCGCUACUCUCGCCCUCAUUUUCAGAUAUGGCACGGAGUUCGUGGACUGGCCCCGGCUGGACGCAGGAGGCCUCGUCGCGAGGCGCGCGCUGCCGCCGCCGUCCUUAUGAUAGACGAUCUGCCUCUCGUCAUCGUCGUCUAGACCGUUGCUAAGCAAUAAUAUUUAACUGUAUACCACUUGUAGCUAUCUACUUUUGGCAUCUUACUACUUUUAGCAGUCGGUAUACCAUAAGUAACGGUGUCAGUAGAGCACAGUAUUAUGCGAGUUCUAAUAGUGAUUAGGAAAUUACCAUUUAACUAAUAAUCCUGAAAAAGAACCGUUUUAAUCCAUUCCUGAUGUAUAUACCACUGCCAGUAUACCAUUGCUAAAAAUAUACCAUUGACGGUACACCAAGGCUAAAGAGUAUACUACUGCUAAAAGUUUACCACUGUCAGAAGAAAGUCGCGGCUACAAAAAGUUAAUAGUUACCUACCCUCAUCACUUUGACAGAUAAAUGUUUUUCUGUUAAAUUUCCCAACACUUGUUACUCUAAAACUACACGUGGGAGCAAAUAAGCCGAACCUUACCAGUAUUUAAAUUUUCUUAGCGAUUGGUUCUUCCGGCUAACAGCGACUGGCGAGCUAUCAGAAUCGUAUUGAUAUUGGAAUAUAAAUACGAUAAGGCUGGUAAUUUGCCAUGCAUUAUAUCAUGUACUCAGCCUUUCAAUUGCAGUCUUUAAGUGACAGCUGCAUAAUAUAGUGUUUAAAAUUAGUACAAAAUUUGUUCUUGCUCUUCCAAACGUUGUAUAAUUAGAGUGAAAAGGAACAGCUAUACUUUUUUGAGCUUACAAUACACUAUUAUUUUUAUACGGCACAGCUACACCUUUGACCAAAUUUUGUAUUUUAAACUAUGUUAUAAGUACCAUUCCUUUGAUUUUAUUGUCCAGUGAGAAUACUAAUAUUAUACAUGUUGUGAACUUAUAUGAAAAAUAGAGAAAACCCUAUUUUGUUUGAAUGUGAACAAAUUCGAUUUGAAAGCUUGCUAUGUUGCGGAAUAAAGUAGAUUGAGUUCCUUUGACAAAGUCUAAUGAAUUUGAUUUACUCAAGCUACUGUAUGUGUUGCUCGUGUCGAUAUUACCGCUCUCUAGUGUAAAGUAUGCCAAUGGAUUGUAUGAACAAUUUUCCUAUGGUUUUGGGGUGUAGGUUAGAAAUUAAUGUCAUGUUAUACUGUCCUUACUACAGAUUCUUUACUUUAUCGUCCAACAAUUUAUUUUACUUUUGACAACUCCAAUUCUGAUCGAAAUUAUGUCAUUGUGUUUCCGAUUUGAUUUUUUACACCAAUCAAGCUUAUUUACGAAGAAGUUUUAAUCGUGAAUAUUUGCGGGUUUAAAAAAGCAGAUAUUGUCUGAUUGGGAUCGUGAUGUAGCGUUUGACAAUUUGUGUACUCGAGAAUUAAUAAUUAAUAUUAAUGAGGAUUCCAGUGAUGUUUCCCGUUAAUGUGGAGAAGAAUCUGACGAUUCAUUAUAGUAAACAAUACGGAUUUAUUAUAAUUAUUUAUAAUUUAUUUCAUUUCAUUAUUGUUUAAUAGACAGGUAUCAAAAUUUAUCAACUUGAAUAACCUUCGUUACAUAAUCUGUUGGCUUGAUAAAUAUCGGAGCUAAAGAG